CUUUCAUUGCUGCUGCUGGUUAUUAAUACUUCACUGCCCGCUGCUUCAGCCAUAUCAUCUCAGCUCCUCACAAAGAGUGAUUGGUGAGUAGAAGAUGGAAAUGGGAAUGUUAUCCUCUUUUGUUGUUCUACUUGUUAUGCUAUCUCAUGUGGAUGCUAGGCUUGGGGUCGAGCCCGAGUUUAUGGAUGAGGAAACAAGCAUUCUUCAAUGAAAGGCCUGUCUUCCAUUUGUAAUUCAUGCCUGGAGGUUCAAGAAAACUGGAAAAGCCUUGAGUGAUCCAAAUCUGUUUGGGUAUGUUGAUUGCUAUCAAGUGAAAUUUGCCAUAUUCUGCCUUCUGAUCUCAAGUCUAAGUGUCUACAAAAGUCAGAAGCAUACAUGCUUCAAACUAGGUUGUCUUUGCAAGAUCUUUACAAUGAAGAAAGUCUCUGCAACAACACAGGAUUAUGUUUGGAUGAACACAUGCUUCAAAAUGAUAAGAGUCUCAUCUUUCUAAACAAGUUUUCUCCUGAGACGGACGAGAAAACUUGUUUAGCAUGCCGCAGAGCUGUUAAAGAUCUUGUCAUUCAAUUAAAGACGCCCAAGAUGAGGAUGAAGAUAAUGGAGAUCCUUAUCGAGUACUGCGAAGAAGCAGACGAGAAUGAAGAGCAAUGCAAGCAGAUGGUCUACAAGUAUGUUCCUCUAAUCCUGUCCAAACUUAACAAGCUGAAAACCAAUGACUUGUGCCGUCUGAUGAAUCUCUGUGAUGAGGGGAUAUCUCUGUGAAAUGCCCGUCAAGUCGGAUAAGAAUGUGGUAGCUUUACUUCUAUAGGGUAUGUUCAAAUAACCAAGCAGGGGGGACACUCUUUACCUGCAGGAUUGCAUGAUGUUUUGGCUUUUAUUUAUGAAAAAUAGAUGUAUAUUGUCCGAUGGACAUCAGGAAUCUUUUGCCACAGUAGGGAUUUGAUGAAGCUUUGUGAUAUUUUGUCACUAUCUCACAUCUGGUUAUCUGAAAUGUAAUGCUUCCAUUGUUAAAAUGGUGGCUUUAGUUAUCAUCCAAGCUCAUCUGAGAUAAUUACAAAUCAAUUGCUGUUCGCUUACUGA
Molecule: messenger RNA, 1080 nt
Organism: Phoenix dactylifera (date palm)
Lineage: Eukaryota; Viridiplantae; Streptophyta; Magnoliopsida; Arecales; Arecaceae
Source: RefSeq, a predicted model, not a curated record